CUGCAUCUGACGUGUCGAAAACAGUUGUGGUGGUGGGCUUCACUCGUGAUCGGGAUUUACUGUCAGUUUAAGUAUUAUCCGUGUAUGUGUGUUGUUUCGUUUUUUUAAAUCUCAGGUACGCGGUGGCAAGAUGCUAGAUUUCUUCACCAUCUUCAGCAAAGGAGGGAUUGUGUUGUGGUGUUUUCAGGGAGCCGGGGUCUCCGAGUCCUUCACGGGGCCGGUCAACGCUUUGAUCCGCUCUGUGAUCCUCCAGGAGCGAAGUGGGAACAAUUCGUUUACUCACGAGGCCCUGAGUCUAAAAUACAAACUCGACAAUGAGUUUGAGUUAAUUUUCGUGGUGGGUUUUCAAAAGAUCCUGACGCUGACGUACGUGGACAAGUUUAUAGAUGACGUGCAGCUUCACUUCAGGGAUCGUUAUAAGAAUGAGCUGGAGCAAAAGGGAGCACUGAAGCUUCUCAACAACAGCUUUGAAUUUGAGAGUGACUUCAAGAUGCUGCUUAGAGAGGCGGAGGAAAGCUGUAAAGCUCGAAGUCCCGCUCAGAUGCGAACCUUUAAGGAGUCUGAGAAAUCCCAAAAAACUGUGAAGUCAAUGAUUGAGACGAAGGGUGGGGACAAAGGCAAGGAACAAGGUGGCAAGAAGAAUAAACAUACCAAAAAGGAGGCUCCUGCAGCUGAGCCUGUCAAAGGGGAUCCAGGCAAGGCCUCGUCCCCCGGCCAGAAAACGGUUGAGAAUGGCAACCAGGGCCUGACUCCUGAUGAGAUCAUGCAAAAGAAGAGGGAGGAUUUCUUCCGCAAGCGCAUGAUGGGACCUGCUGAAAAGCCCAGUAAGUCCCCAAAGCCUCAGAAGUCUAAGGAGAAAAAAAUGCGUGUUUGGGACAUGGGUGGAUGCAGCGCCAAGGACCUGGACUACAGCGAAAGGAACGGAGAUGGCUCCUCCUAUGGCGGCGAGCAGUCACUGGAGCCACCAACGGACCUGGGAAUGCAGCCGCUCUCCAUGAAGGGAGACCUGCUCUCUGUGGACUAUGAGUCUAGUGAGGAAGAGGAGAUGGAGGAGGAAGACGAGGGAGUGGUUGUCACUGAAACAACCAAGACAAGCUCCAAAAAGGGGGGUGGUUUCGGAGGAAUGUUUGGGAUGCUGAAGGGCCUGGUCGGCUCCAAGAGCCUGUCCCGGGAGGACAUGGAGCCAGUGCUGGAGAAGAUGAAGGACCACCUCAUCGCAAAGAAUGUAGCGGCCGACAUUGCCGCCCAGCUGUGUGACUCUGUCGCCAAAAAACUGGAGGGCAAAGUCAUGGGCACAUUCACCACUGUGGCCUCAACAGUGAAGCAGGCCCUGCAAGACUCACUGGUGCAGAUCCUGCAACCCAAGAGACGGGUGGAUAUUCUGAGAGAUGUCAUGGAGGCGCAGAGCCAGCGCAGGCCUUUCGUCAUCACGUUCUGUGGCGUCAACGGUGUCGGAAAGUCCACGAACCUGGCAAAAAUCUCCUUCUGGCUGAUAGAGAACGGCUUCACCGUGCUGAUCGCAGCCUGCGACACGUUUCGCGCCGGCGCGGUGGAGCAGCUGCGCACUCAUCAGCGCCGCCUGAACUCCCUGCACCCCCCAGAGCAGCACAAGGGCCGGACGGUGGUCCAGCUCUAUGAGAAGGGCUACGGGAAGGAUGCGGCCGGAAUCGCAAUGGAGGCCAUCGCCUACGCCCGCAACCAGGCCUUUGACGUGGUGCUGGUGGACACUGCUGGGCGUAUGCAGGACAACGCCCCCCUGAUGACAGCCCUGGCCAAACUCAUUGCAGUCAACAUGCCCGACCUGGUGCUGUUCGUCGGGGAGGCUCUGGUGGGCAAUGAGGCCGUUGACCAGCUGGUGAAGUUCAACCAGGCCCUGGCAGACCACUCCAUGUCUGACAAGCCUCGGCUCAUUGACGGAAUCGUUCUCACCAAGUUCGACACCAUCGAUGACAAGGUGGGCGCUGCCAUCUCCAUGACUUACAGCACGGGCCAGCCCAUCGUGUUCGUGGGCACGGGGCAGACGUACAACGACCUGCGCAGCCUCAACGCCCGCGCCGUCGUCAGCGCCCUGAUGAAGGCUUAAAGCGGCCGCGCGCUCUGCUGUGUAUUCAUCGACCGCAAGGAAGCCAACGUUACCUUCGUCACGCCGUCACAAGAUGCCCCAGCCCUGCUCCCCUGCGUCUCUCAUGCUCCCGUUGUGCCCUCUCUGCCUUUGCCUCAAAAGAACGAACUCGCGUCACGCACAGGACCUCAUCAUCCCGAGUACAGGACAAGUGCAGGACAUUUCGAAAAAAAACAAAAUCAGCGGAGCCUCCUUUUUUUUUUCCUCAUUUCGAAACCUUUGGGCCAAAAUUUCGAAAGCACCUCAGAUCAGCUCGAGUUCUGAGACGUCACACUCAAAUGACAUUUUAGCCGCCUGAAUGGAGCCGUGUCAUCAGUUUACCGGUCCGCGCAGUAAAGAUUUGAAAAACAAAUCCCCACUUGGCAUUUUCUCAGUCGGUUUUCCACCCUUCGUGUUUGAAAGAGGUCAGGUCGUGGAGGCUCGCUGGAUGUGACAUUUCAGCAGCUGCCUGCGCCUGAGGGAAGCUUAGUGACCAUAGUGCCUAUCAGUCUCCGGUGUUCGUAGCUGACCCCCCCCCCCCCCCCCCCCCCCCCCCCACCACACACACACGGAUGACCAGCCGGUCUCCGCGCAGUUAGAAACUUCUCCUCCGAGACCGUCGGAGGAAGCGGUUUACAGUUCUUCGUGGAGCAAUUAUCAGGUUAGAAGAUGAUGCACUCUUGUCAGUAGAGAAUAGACCAGGCUCAGUCAGAGCUGAUCCUCAGUAAAAACAGGUCAGGACAUCAUUACCUCCUCAACACACUGACCACUGGGCUGCUUUCAGAUCGGCUCCUCUCUGAAAGUCGUCUCCCGGUGCUCUCACCCCACCAAACGCAUUCUACUCAUUGCCAUCGCAAAGUGGACACUUGUGAUUUUCAGUUGAUAGCUGACGGGAAAAGUUGAAAGAUGUUGUCAUUUGUUUUAGUUCGUGGGGGUCCGCGGAUGCCAGACACUUUAUAAGUGGUCGAAGUUCUGUGGCUCUUUUUUAAUUUAUUUUUUCCCCUCUGAUUUAUUCUUCAUAAGAGGUAAUUAAAGUCUUAAAUAUCUCUUGCCCCCUUGGCAUCGUGUUGCAGUAUGAGAGAAUCAAGAGUUAUACAGAAGAUUUGAGCUAAUUUAUGAGAAUGUUAACAUUUCUAAAUAAAGCUGCUAUACGCUA
Messenger RNA from Mugil cephalus (flathead mullet), 3257 nucleotides. RefSeq names its product SRP receptor subunit alpha (gene srpra). The record is from RefSeq and is a predicted model, not a curated record. Gene Ontology annotation, molecular function: signal recognition particle binding; GTPase activity; GTP binding. The transcript is spliced from 15 exons. NCBI's taxonomy places the organism in Eukaryota, Metazoa, Chordata, Actinopteri, Mugiliformes, Mugilidae. Gene Ontology annotation, biological process: SRP-dependent cotranslational protein targeting to membrane. Gene Ontology annotation, cellular component: signal recognition particle receptor complex; endoplasmic reticulum membrane. The coding region runs from base 131 to 2083 and encodes 650 amino acids.